CCUUCACUCUUCUUCCUCUUCCAUAUUCUAUUUCGUCUCCGUUCGCUCUCCCAUGGAAGCUUGAGCUCGUCACCCUCUCUCUCUCUAACCCCCGCCUCUCUCUCCCCUUCCCUCUCUCUCUCUCUCUCUCUCUGUGCGUGUAAAUGGCUGUUGAGCUGCUUGGGUUCCCGAAGAUGGAGGAUCACAUGGCGAUUCAGCAGGCAGCGUCUCAGGGGCUCCGGAGCAUGGAGAGCUUGAUCGGUUUGCUGUCGUCCCACCAGAACCCCCAGUCGAGCCACGUUGACUGCUCCAACCUCGCCGAUCACACCGUUUCCAAGUUCAAGAAGGUCAUCUCCUUGCUGGACCGGACAGGCCACGCCCGAUUCCGGCGGGGUCCCGUACAUCCUCCGGCCACACAUGCUGUCUCGACCCCUGCCAGGCCUCCUCCAGCUCAGGCCUUCACCCCGAGCCCAAUCACCCCGUCGCCAUCGAUCCAGCCGCCCGCCGCGGUGCCACCGGUGCCAGCCACCUUCGUCCCGCCGCACUCGAAGCAGAGCCUGACUCUGGACUUCACGAAGCCGAGCAUCCUCGGCUCGAGUGCCAAGAGCGGCACGGAGAUCGAGUUCACCAAGGACAGCUUCAGUGUCUCCUCGAGCUCCUCGUUCAUGUCGUCGGCGAUCACCGGCGACGGGAGCGUCUCCAACGGCAAGCAGGGAAUUGCACCUCUGUUCCUAGCUCCUGCUGCCGCGCCGGCUGUCUCAGCCGGGAAGCCGCCGAUCUCGAGCGUCCCGUACAAGAAGAGGUGCCACGAGCACGACCACUCCGAGGAAGUCUCCGGCAAGGUCUCCGGCUCAGCCAGCGGCAAGUGCCAUUGCUCCAAGAGAAGGAAAAAUCGGCAGAAGAAGGUCAUCAGAGUCCCGGCGAUCAGCAGCAAAGUCGCCGACAUCCCGGCCGAUGAGUACUCAUGGAGGAAGUAUGGUCAAAAGCCCAUCAAAGGAUCACCCUACCCAAGGGGUUACUACAGGUGCAGCUCGGUGAGGGGCUGCCCGGCAAGGAAGCAUGUGGAGAGGGCCCCCGACGAUCCGGCAAUGCUGAUCGUGACGUAUGAGGGGGAGCACCGCCACUCCCAGGCCGCGUCGCAGGAGAUCGUGGCUUCGGGCGGGGUUGGCCUCGUGUUCAACUCCUCGUGACUCGCGUGACCUAGGAGGAGCCUGAGGAAAUUGAGGAGGGGGAGAGGCGAAGCUUUGGGGGGGGCAAAUGAAAGAAAAAGAAAAUUAAUCAUGUAGGCAUCUUGUAAUUUGAGGUAGUUUGGAGAGCUGGAUGUAAAUAUGUGGAAUUUAAGGGGGAAUAGAGAAAUUCAAAUCAACAGCAGAUGUUUAAUUUGACUUAGACCUUUCAAUUAGCAAUAAUUGGGAAUUUUUUAUACAAUUAAUUUUUCAGUCUCUUUAUUUU
Messenger RNA from Punica granatum (pomegranate), 1431 nucleotides. Lineage: Eukaryota; Viridiplantae; Streptophyta; Magnoliopsida; Myrtales; Lythraceae. The record is from RefSeq and is a predicted model, not a curated record.